Helianthus annuus (common sunflower) is the source of this 2453-nucleotide messenger RNA. RefSeq lists its product as uncharacterized. Gene Ontology annotation, molecular function: serine-type peptidase activity. Gene Ontology annotation, biological process: proteolysis. Bases 47 to 2218 code for a protein of 723 amino acids. The record is from RefSeq and is a predicted model, not a curated record. The transcript is spliced from 18 exons. Lineage: Eukaryota; Viridiplantae; Streptophyta; Magnoliopsida; Asterales; Asteraceae.
AAACAAGUAACAAGACACGAUGAACGUUGAAUAUUUCCACCAAUAAAUGGCACUUUCAGCCAUCACAACCGCCGCCAUAACCACCAGUCGCCACUCCAUCUUAUCACAUUCACCAUCCGUAUCAAACCUCACACUCCUCAUAACAACACACCGUCUUCAUUAUCAUUAUCGCCACUCCAGAAAACUCAUUACAACAACAAUGGCAUCAUCUUCACCGGACCACAAGACCACUGCACCCUACGGCUCCUGGCACUCUCCGAUCACCUCCGACGUCGUUUCCGGAGCUUCCAAAGGCCUCGGAGGCACCGCCGUUGACUCUCACGGUCGCCUAUUUUGGCUUGAGUCACGUCCUACUGAAGCCGGACGAUCGGUUAUAGUUAAAGGGGAUAAAGACGAAAACAAAGAAGCUAUUGAUGUAACACCGAAAGAAUUCUCAGUCCGUACAGUUGCCCAAGAGUACGGUGGUGGUGCCUUUUCAAUUUCAGGAGACACUGUUGUUUUCUCGAAUUACAAAGAUCAAAGGCUUUACAAGCAAUCUACAGAUUCAAAAGAUUCAGCACCUGUGCCACUUACCCCUGAUUAUGGUGGACCUUUGGUGAGCUAUGCGGAUGGAGUUUUUGAUACAUCACUUAAUCGGUUUAUCACUGUUAUGGAAGACCGACGUGAAAGUAGCUUGGAUGCAAUCACAAGCAUCGCAUCGAUAGAACUUGGUGGUAACACUAUUCAAGAACCAAAAGUAUUAGUUGGUGGAAAUGAUUUUUAUGCAUUCCCGAGACUGGAUGCUUCUGGAAAAAAGCUGGCGUGGAUUGAAUGGAGCCAUCCGAACAUGCCAUGGGAUAAAUCACAACUCUGGGUCGGCUAUAUUUCCGAUACUGGAGAUGUGUAUAAACGUGUAUGUGUGGCAGGAGGUGAUUCUGCAAUAGUAGAAUCUCCAACCGAACCAAAAUGGUCUGAUGAAGGGGAAUUGUUCUUCAUCACUGACAGAAAAAGUGGAUUUUGGAAUCUUCACAGAUGGGUUGAAUCUGAUAAUACGGUGGCGCCAAUAUAUUCAUUAGAGGCUGAAUUUGCAAGACCAUUAUGGGUGUUUGGUAUGAACUCGUAUGAGAUUAUUAAGGAGCAAAAUAACUUAAUUGCUUGCACUUACAGGCAGAAAGGAAGGUCAUAUCUCGCAAUUGUGGACAAAAAUAAGAGCACAUUAUCCGUCCUUGAGAGUCCUUUCACAGAUUUAAUGAAUAUUACUUCAGGUGUAAAAUGUCUAUAUGUUGAAGGGGCAUCUGGAGUCCACCCGAUGUCAAUAGCUAAGGUGUCUUUAGAUGAGCAGGCAUCAAAAGUAAUUGAUUUCAAGAUUGUUUGGUCUUCUUCACCUACUAUUUCAGAAUACAAAUCAUACUUUAGCUCUCCAGAAUUUAUCGAGUUUCCAACCGAAGUCCCUGGUGAAGUGGCAUAUGCAUACUAUUAUCCACCAACGAAUCCCGUUUAUCAAGCCAGUCAAGAUGAAAAACCUCCAUUACUGUUAAAGAGUCAUGGAGGACCUACUGCCGAGACACGUGGAAUCUUAAAUCUUAAUAUACAGUUUUGGACUAGUCGUGGUUGGGCUUUCGUGGAUGUGAAUUAUGGUGGAAGUACCGGUUAUGGUAGAGCAUUUCGUGAAAGGCUAUUGAAGCGCUGGGGUAUGGUUGACGUUAACGAUUGUUGCAGUUGCGCUCAGUUCUUGGUGGAUAGUGGAAAGGCAGAUGGUGAAAGACUAUGCAUCACUGGUGGCUCUGCUGGCGGUUACACAACAUUGGCUGCACUUGCAUUCAAAAAAACUUUUAAGGCUGGAGCUUCUUUAUAUGGUGUAGCUGACCUGAAGUUGUUGAAAGAAGAAACUCACAAGUUUGAGUCCCGAUACAUGGAUAAUCUUGUUGGGGGUGAAAAAGAAUUCUUUGAGAGAUCACCUAUCAAUUUUGUUGAUCAAUUUUCUUGCCCUAUAAUCCUCUUUCAAGGCUUGGAAGACAAGGUUGUACCUCCUGAUCAAGCAAGAAAAAUUUAUCAAGCACUGAAAGCAAAAGGAUUGCCAGUUGCUUUAGUGGAGUAUGAAGGGGAGCAGCAUGGUUUUCGUAAGGCCGAAAACAUUAAAUUCACACUUGAACAACAAAUGGUGUUUUUCGCACGUUUAGUGGGACACUUUAAGGUUGCAGACGAAAUCGUUCCCAUCAAGAUUGAUAAUUUCGACUAAGAAGUAUGUAUUUUUAUAUCUUUUCGCACUUCACUAGCUUAGAGGUGACAUUUUUGGCCUAUUUUCCUAAAUUGGUUCAUGUUAUGUUUUUUUCUUUGGGUCAAACAAGCAAAGUCAAACUCUUGGCUAAAUGAAAACAUGUAUUUCAGAGUGAAAGUUAACCUUUUUGAACAAUAUUGUUAUGUAAUAAUAUUUACAGUAAAUGUUUUUUUUAAAGACUGGUUGGGCUGUGGAA